Formica exsecta is the source of this 846-nucleotide messenger RNA. RefSeq names its product DNA-directed RNA polymerases I, II, and III subunit RPABC3 (gene Rpb8). The transcript has 4 exons. Gene Ontology annotation, molecular function: DNA-directed RNA polymerase activity. Lineage: Eukaryota; Metazoa; Arthropoda; Insecta; Hymenoptera; Formicidae. Gene Ontology annotation, biological process: DNA-templated transcription. Gene Ontology annotation, cellular component: RNA polymerase III complex; RNA polymerase II, core complex; RNA polymerase I complex. The record is from RefSeq and is a predicted model, not a curated record. Bases 47 to 502 code for a protein of 151 amino acids.
UCCAACCUUUGCAAGAGGGAAGUUUGGACUUCUUAGUGUUAGCAACAUGGCGGGUGUGCUGUUCGAGGAUAUUUUCAACGUGAAAGACAUCGAUCCAGAGGGCAAAAAAUUCGACAGGGUGAGCAGACUCCACUGCGAGUCCGAGUCCUUUAAGAUGGAUCUUAUUUUGGACAUCAACAGUUGGUUGUAUCCUAUGGAUUUAGGUGACAAGUUCCGUCUCGUGUUGGCGACGACGUUACGCGAGGACGGAUAUCCAGAUGGUAACGAAUGGAACCCCAUAGAGCAGGAAGGUGGUUCCAGGGCAGAUAGCUUCGAGUACGUCAUGUCCGGCAAGGUGUAUCGGAUCGAAGGCGAUGAAGCUAGCAAUGAACCCAGCAGCAGAUUAUCAGCCUAUGUAUCUUUUGGAGGUCUGCUCAUGAGGCUACAGGGUGACGCGAACAAUCUGCACGGCUUCGAGAUAGAUCAACACAUGUACCUGUUAAUGAAGAAACUCGCAUUUUAAUACUACCGAUCGCGCGGGCUGUCGAUUUCUUCUGCCAUUCGAAAGUUUCUUCAACGAAUAUAUCAACCACCGAAGAAAGUUGCGUUUUGCAUUUUAUAUACAAUAGACAAUGUACAAUAGACUAAGUGAUAUCAAUUAUAUUCUUCGCAUUAAUUUACGAUGAUGAAAUUUUCUUUUAUUUUCAAUUUUGAAAAUCUCGCUACAAACUCGAUGAUUUUAUAUUCUAAUUAAGUUAGAAUAAUGUUAUGACCAGAUAAUGUUACUGAGUCACUGGUACUACGAUUACUGAUCUAGGAUUAUUGAAAAACUUAAAAAAGAAAUAAAAAUAUUUUUUUAUAUUGAAA